Messenger RNA from Suricata suricatta (meerkat), 6050 nucleotides. It is a transcript of the gene ABI3BP, whose product is annotated as ABI family member 3 binding protein. Bases 1 to 5007 code for a protein of 1668 amino acids. The transcript has 63 exons. The record is from RefSeq and is a predicted model, not a curated record. Gene Ontology annotation, molecular function: protein binding. Lineage: Eukaryota; Metazoa; Chordata; Mammalia; Carnivora; Herpestidae. Gene Ontology annotation, biological process: extracellular matrix organization; positive regulation of cell-substrate adhesion.
AUGUCAUUUACUCACUGCUUGGUCAAGACCUCUUGUAAAAGGCCAAGCCUGAAAGUCCACAUCAAUACCACGAGUGACUCCAUCCUCUUGAAGUUCCUACGUCCAAGUCCAAAUGUAAAACUGGAAGGUUUUCUCCUGGGAUAUGGCAGCAACUUGUCACCAAACCAGUACUUCCCUCUUCCAGCAGAAGGAAAAUACACUGAGGCCGUGGUCGAUGCGGAGCCUAAGUAUCUGAUUGUUGUGCGGCCUGCUCCUCCUCCAAGUCAAAAGAAGUCAUGCUCAGGUAAAGCACGUUCUCGCAAACCUCUCCAGCUGGUUGUCGGCACUCUAUCGCCAAGCUCUGUAUUCCUGUCCUGGGGUUUCCUCAUUAAUCCGCAUCAUGACUGGACAUUGCCAAGCCACUGUCCCAAUGACAGAUAUUAUACAAUUCGCUAUAGAGAAAAGGAUAAGGAGAAGAAAUGGGUUUUUCAACUCUGCCCAGCUACCGAAACAAUUGUGGAAAAUCUAAAACCCAACACAGUUUAUGAAUUUGGAGUCAAAGACAAUGUAGAAGGUGGAAUUUGGAGUAAGAUUUUCAAUCACAAGACAAUUGUUGGAAGUAAAAUCAAAGUCAAUGGGAAAAUCCAAAGUACCUAUGACCAAGCCCACACAGUGCCAGCAUAUGUCCCAAGGAAGCUAAUCCCAAUAACAGUCAUAAAACAAGUGAUUCAGAAUGUCACUCACAGGGCUUCAACUAAAUCCCCAGAUAAGACUCCCUUCGGAGGAACAAUAUUAGUCCACCUUAUUAUUCCAGGUCUCAACGAAACCACCGUAAAGCUUCCUACAUCCAUAAUGCUUGAGAUUUCAGAAGCAAUCAAGACACAGUUAGCUAAGAAUGAAACGUUGGCAUUACCUGCUGAAUCUAAAACACCAGAAGUAGAAAAAAUCCCAGCACAGCCCAUAACAGUGACUUCUGAGUCAGUGCCAAGAACCAUGAAACCCACUGUGUCUAGUGCAUUAGACUUUUCAGAAAAAACACUGGCUUCCAUUGAAAAGCCAUGGAUUGUGCCUACAAGUAAAACAUCUGAAGAUUCCAAACCUCUCCCACCUCAAACUGCAACUUACGAUGUUUUCUCAAGCCCUCUAACAUCAGAUGAGCCUGAAAUAUCAGAACUCCAUACAGAAACAAGUGAUCCAUUUCUGGAUUCUGUCCCACCUAAAACUUCUAGAACUCUUGAACCGCCAAGGGCAACACUGGGUCCAAGUGAAACACCAUUUGUUCCUCAAAAACUGGAAAUCUUUACUAGUCCUGAAAUGCCACCUACAACACCUGCUCCCCAGCAAACUACAUCUAUCCCUUCUACACCUAAACGACGCAUCAGGCCCAAAAAACCAAGACCCAAACCUGAAAGAACCACAAGUCGUGGAACAAUUGCAUCUAAAAUUCCUAAAAGCCCUGAACCUACAUGGACAACAUUGGCUCCCAGUAAAACACAAUUUAUCUCUUUGAAACCUAAAAUUCCUCUCAUCCCAGAAGCAAUAGACACCAAACCUGCCCCAGAACCUCAGACUCUACCACCAUCACAGUCAACAAUAGGACCUGAAACUCUGGAAACCAAACCUUCAACAACAUUAGCUUCACGAAAGACCAAACGACCAGGUCGCCGCCCCCGUCCUAAAACCACACCUAGUCCAGAUGUGCCCAAGUCCAAACCUGUUCUGGAACCUGCUACGGUACAGCCGGAGCUCUUGGUGCCCACAGUCGCAUCAAAACCAUCCAAAAGACCUAAAACCACACAUAGACCAGAUGCACCUCAAAUCCAGCCUGACUCAAAACCACCAAGGCAAUUACUUCCUAGACCCCAAAUCACAGCACAACCAGAUAUGCCACCAACUAAACCCGUCUUCCAGCCUGUUACAUUUGAGACUGAAGCUCCCCCCACAACCAUAGCUCCAAAAACAUCACAACGGACAAGAACACGUCGUCCACGUCCUAAACAUAAAACCACACCGAGUCCAGCAGCGUCUCAGACUAAACUAGCUACAACAACAAAGAGACCUCGUCGUCCACGUCCCAAACCUAAAACCACACCCCAUCCAGAAGUACCUCAGACCAAACUGGUUCCUACCACAGUUUUUGAACCAGUUUUUCUUAAAACCGAGGCUCCAGGGACAACCCUAGCUCCCAAAGUACCUCACCAAACUCAUCCUCCACAUUCCAAACCUAAAACCACAGGGAGCCCUGAAGCACUUGACACUGAACUAGUUCCUGCUAUAAUCUUUGAACCAGUCACUCCCAUGAAAGAGACUCCAGGGACCACAUUUGUUCCUGUUACUCACCUUGAACCUGUUACUGUUAGAACUGAGACAUCUGGGACAACAUUAGCUACUAAGACAUCAAAAAGACCCCGUCGUCCACGUCCCAGACCUAAAACCACACCAAGCCCUCAAGUACCUCAGACCAAAUCGGUUCCUGCUAGAGUUCUUGAACCUGUCACUCUUAGACCUGAGACUCCAGGAACAACAUUAGCUUCCAAAACAUCAAAACAGACACACCGUCCACAUCCCAGACCAAAAACCACACCAAGUCUUGGAGUAUCUCAGUCCAAACCAGUUCCUACUGCAGAUCUUGAACCUGUUAUGCUCAGAACUGAGACUUGGGUAACAACACAAGCUCCUAAGACAUCAAAACGAACCCGUCGGCCACGUCCCAAACCUAAAACUACACCAUCUUCUGAAGUACCUCAAACAAAACUGGUUCCUGCUACAGAUCUUGAACCUGGCACUCUCAUAACUAAAGUUCCAGAAAUCAUGGUUCUUCCUACAGACCUUGAACCUGUCACUCUUAGAACCAAGGCUCCAGAAACAACAUUAGCUCCUAAAACAGCACAACGAACCCGCCGUCCACGUCCCAGACCUAAAACCACAUCAAGUCCUGAAGCACCUCAGACCAAACGGGUUCCUGCUACAAGCUUUGAACCUGUUGUUCAUAGUUCUGAGGCUCCCGAAUUAACAUUAGCUCCCACUGAACUGCAAACUCUUAUUUUGAAACCAGUGACAUCACCAAGCCUAGAAAUGACACAGAGUCAACCUGUUUCUGAAGUCCUGGAAUUAAGCACUGAGUCAUCAAAGGAAGCUAUAGCACCAACUGUAACAGAUUAUCUAUAUCCCUCUGCCAAAGCACCACUCAGUCCAGAGGAGCCAAAGACUGCAGUUGUGGAAUCUAUCACAAGUGUGUCUGAGCCACCCGAGACCAUGCUAGCUCCCAAACAGACACCGAGAGCUUCUCCCAAACCAAAAACAUCUCCACAUCCAAGAAUCCCACAAACACUGCCAGCUCGUAAGGUGCCCCCGCGUGUUACUUCGAAGCCAAAAACGUCACCAAGUCUAGAAGUGUCCUAUCCUCCACCUGUUUCGAGAGAUGUGCUCCUUCCCCCAAAACCAGAGCCUGAAGUCUCUCAGCGUGAACCUGUUCUGCAACCUGUUACCUUUAGAACUGAGCCACCAGAGACAACAAUAGUUCCUUUAGAGACACGAGGCAGCCCUUUGAUACCUAUGAUUUCACCAAGUACUAGUCAGGAGGAACUACAAAGCACUCUGGAAACAGAACAAUCCACCCGAGAAUUCUUUACAACUAAGAUUCCACUAACGACUGAAUUGACGAAGACAACUCAGGCCCCACAUAGACUGUACACUACUCCUGUGAGGCCCAGGACACCUGACAAAGCACACAUCAGACCCGUUCUGAAUAAGACAACGACAAGACCUAGUAGGCUCAAACCCAGUGGGACACCCAAAGGGAAUGGAAUGGGAACAGGGGUCAAGCAAACACCAAAGCCAUCAGGUGCUGGCAAAGAUGUGUCAGUGGACUCUACCCAUUCCACUAAAAAACCAGCCCCAAUCCCAGGUACCCGCCGCCCACCCUUGCCACCUAGACCUGUGCCCCCACGAAGAAAACCUUUACCACCAAAUAAUGUCACCGGAAAGCCCGGAAGUGCAGGAAUCAUUUCAUCAGGCCGAGUAACUUCUCCACCCCUGAGGGCCACAUUCAGGCCUACUGAAGCUCCCUCAGAGAGAAUAAAGACAGAUGAAAAGCAACCAACCGCUCCUGCCUCAGGAGAAGAUCUUGGUAAUAUAACUGACUUUAGCUCAAGUCCAACUAGAGAAACUGAUCAUCUUGGGAAGCCCAGAUUCAAAGGCCCUCAUGUGCGAUACAUCCAAAAACCAGACAACAGGCCCUGUUCCAUCACUGAUUCCGUCAAACGGUUCCCCAAAGAGGACGCCACCGAGGGGAAUGCCACCAGCCCACCGCAGAACCCGCCCACCAACCUCACUGUGGUCACCGUGGAAGGCUGUCCCUCAUUUGUCAUCCUUGACUGGGAUAAGCCACUCAACGAUACUGUCACUGAAUAUGAAGUUAUAUCCAGAGAAAAUGGGUCAUUCAGUGGGAAGAACAAGUCCAUUCAAAUUACAAAUCAAACUUUCUCCACAGUAGAAAAUCUAAAACCAGAUACAAGCUAUGAAUUCCAGGUGAAACCCAAAAACCCACUUGGAGAAGGCCCAGCCAGCAACACGGUGGCAUUCAGUACUGAAUCAGCUGACCCAAGAGUGAGUGAGCCAGUUUCUGCAGGAAGAGACGCCAUCUGGACCGAAAGACCCUUUAAUUCAGACUCUUACUCAGAAUGUAAGGGCAAACAGUACGUCAAACGGACAUGGUAUAAAAAGUUCGUAGGGGUGCAGCUGUGCAACUCUCUCAGAUACAAGAUUUAUCUGAGUGACUCCCUCACAGGAAAAUUUUAUAACAUAGGCGAUCAGAGAGGCCAUGGAGAAGAUCACUGCCAGUUUGUGGACUCAUUUUUGGAUGGCCGCACGGGACAGCAACUAACUUCUGACCAGUUACCAACCAAAGAAGGUUAUUUCAGAGCAGUUCGCCAGGAACCUGUCCAAUUUGGAGAAAUAGGUGGUCAUACCCAAAUCAAUUAUGUCCAGUGGUAUGAAUGUGGGACCACAAUUCCUGGAAAAUGGUAGAUGCUACAAUCGUGUUUAAAAGUGCCUUCUAUCAUGGCAAAAAAUAAUUGGAAACACUAUAGUAUUUGUCACAUUCAUUUAAAGCUGUUAUGUUUACUAUGUAUUAAAGUUUAAUAGCAAUAGUAGAUGUUUAUUAGAUUGCUGAGAAUAUUUAUCAGGUUUUACAAAAUCAUUUUAAGAAAACAAGAUAUUGACAUUAACAAUAACAUUUUAGGGAAGCUGGCUCCCUAUUCAUGGUAUUUUAAGAGAUCAUUUGUAUAUUAUUUAUCACACUGUUGUAAUGAUGUUUUGAGAUACUUUUAUAGCAAAUUUAACAUCAAAAACUAAUAUACUUUUUUAAAAAAUAUUACUUUUAUUAAAGUGUAUUCCUACUGGUGAGUUAAUUCCAUAAAACUCAACUUGGUUUAACUUAUUAGAUCAAAUUAUCUUCAGCAUUCACAUGGGGGGAGAGGGUCCUAAUAUUCAUGUUUAUUUAAACUUCAAACUUGUAGCAAUAGCUAAAUAGCUUUUCUGAAGCAUUUCAGUAGUUAAGCAUUCAGGGCGAUAUAAUACAUUUACUUAAACUUUGCAAAUUACUGAAAAUAUUGUUUGAUUCCGUAAAUUUGAUUUCAGCCGCAAACUGAAUAUCUGACAUUCAAUUUCAAAGCACCCAUUUUGGUCUUUCUACCCAUAAAUGUGUUAGUGUCUGAAUGUACUUUGUCAAACUCCCUUCAAGCAACUAUCUUCGUAUUAUUUUUAGAAUUCUAAUGAAGCUGUAUGUAGAGUCUGAAUGUGAAGUAACACAAGACCUCCCUACCAUAAGACCUUGAGGCAUGAAUGUAUCAGACAAUGUUUUCAUAAUUUUGUCUAAGUCAACCUGUAAUGAAAACCUAUUUUUAAAAAGUCCUUCAUUUGGAGAAGGAUCAGGGAAUGCUGCCUUGUUGCCCUUAUUCUGAGAGGACCUUGCCUCUGCUCUCCCUUCAACAUGCUUCGAUUUUAUCAAUGCUAAGUUUUGUAUUUUUCAAGCAAGUAUAAACUGCAAUAAAGAGAUGUAGUUUUUUUAA